This is a messenger RNA of Folsomia candida, 967 nucleotides long. RefSeq lists its product as uncharacterized. The coding region runs from base 58 to 942 and encodes 294 amino acids. Lineage: Eukaryota; Metazoa; Arthropoda; Collembola; Entomobryomorpha; Isotomidae. The record is from RefSeq and is a predicted model, not a curated record. Gene Ontology annotation, molecular function: nucleic acid binding. The transcript is spliced from 2 exons.
AAGUCAUCUAAAGGGUGGGCUUAAAGUUUCUGAAAAGAGUGAAAUCAGUCCAACAAUAUGAGGAGUCGAGAAGAGAAAAGGGUGCAGAUUCAAACUCUAUUGAGCGAGGGAUAUGGUGCCUCCCAAAUUUCGAGGAAACUAGGAGUUGCUUACAAUACGGUCAAACUGUGGGAAGGUCGCCGUACCGUGGUGGACAAAAAAAGGUCAGGCCGACCCACAGCAUUCUCCCCUACUUCAAAAUCGCAAAUAACAAGAAAUUUGAAAGAGAAAAUUGGUGGAUCCGUGAGGAAAACACUAAAGAAGCUGAACGAGUCGGCGAGGUAUCAAAAGAAGGGGAAGAAAAUAAGUCGUGCUGCGGUUCGAAAUUACGCAAAAAAGCAAAAAUGGGGCAAAACGGCUUACAAAAGACCUAAGAAACAGAUUCUGACUCAAAAAAAUAUUCAGGACCGAUUAAAAUUCGGCGAAACAGUCAAGAGAACGGGAUACUUGGGUGACGACAGACGGGCGCAGCAGAAACGCUCUCACAUUCUUUUCACUGAUGAAACCUGGCUGGAGGUGUCACCAACUGGUAACAGACAAAAUCAAAGAUACUAUACAGCUGAUCCGAAAAAAAUCCCGAAAAUAUUGACCCCAAAACUUGGUCUAAAAGUUAUGGUAGCUGGUGGCUUCUGUGCUCAAGGAGUUACAAAGCUGCAUAUGGUAAGUGGAGGUACCGUAAACGCUGCAUACUACAAAGACAAGAUCCUCCCACUUUACAUUAAAUCCAUGAAGGACCCAACUUUAUUCCCCCAACAACAGAAGGUCACCUUUCAGCAAGAUGGAGCACCAGCACACACUGCAAAAGUGACCACCAAAGUUUUGGAGGCGCUCCUUUUGACAGUGUGGGGGAAAGGGGUGUGGCCCGGAAAUUCAUCAGAUUUGAAUCCUCUGGAGAAUUUAUGAAUCAUUGUUAAGGAUUCUGCGUACA